Molecule: messenger RNA, 3095 nt
Organism: Bursaphelenchus xylophilus (pine wood nematode)
Lineage: Eukaryota; Metazoa; Nematoda; Chromadorea; Rhabditida; Aphelenchoididae
Source: the annotation of a GenBank genome assembly
AUGGAACUGUUGAAGAUUAUCGCGGAAGCUUUGCGAGGAGCGUCCAUCGUUAUGAUUUUGGUCAGUUUCUUUCUCUGCAACUGUGGAAUCCUUCAAGCGGACUGGGGUUAUUUCAACAAUGACAUCGCAUUCGGACCAUUAGGAGGCCCCAUCUGCUAUCACAACAAUACGGAGGAUGUACAGAAAUGCAAAGAUGCGUUUCGAGUAAGUUCCACAUGUCUUCUUGGCGUGCAAACCCUAUCCAAAAAAUGGAAAUGCUACCGCCGCGGACCUGAUCCCGUGGCAAAAAACGUACCAUUUUGCAUCCAGGAAGGAACCAAAGUGCCGCAAAACACCUCCCUUAUCUAAGCCAAAGAACCCCGUUUUGAAGAGCGCAACUUUCUUUCAUGAAGAGAGCGCCAGCUCCGAAUGAAUCCGACAAUAUUCGCAAUCAAAAAGCGCGCGCUUUUUUCUCUUCUCAAUUUCUCAUUUUCUGUGAAAAAAACAAUAAAAUUUCGCAAAUACAGAAGGCCAAAAGCACGAAGGACGGAAAGGUCCGCUGUGCGGAAAGGUCCGCUGGACGGAAAGGUCCGCUGUGCGGAAUGGUCCGCUGCGGAAUGGUCCGCUAAAAAAAGGAAAGGGGGGGGAGGUUUUCGAUGGCGCGGGUUUCAAAAAUCGUAUCCAUUUUUUCUGAAUUUUACAAUUUUGCUUAGGCAGGAGUGUUAAUUAGUAAUUUUUUAAAAAUUGUUUUGAAUAAUGGAUUUAGGGGUUUUCGAGGGUGCUGAUCUCAAAAAUCGUAUCCAUUUUUUCUGAAUUUUACAAUUUUGCUUAGGCAGGAGUGUUAAUUAGUAAUUUUUUAAAAAUUGUUUUGAAUAAUGGAUUUAGGGGUUUUCGAGGGUGCUGAUCUCAAAAAUCGUAUCCAUUUUUUCUGAAUUUUACAAUUUUGCUUAGGCAGUAGUGUUAGUUAGUAAUUUUUAAAAAAUUGUUUUGAAUAAUGGAUUUAUUUAGGGGUUUUCGAUGGCGCUUAUGCGAGAUAACAAUGAUUGAUUUUUCUUUCUUUGGGUUUUUCCGAUGACACUUCGCCGAUUUUCUUAAAUGCUACAUUUUGGAAAAAAGGUGUUCUUAAUUGACCGCUCAAUGCCUUCCCAACGUUUAGAAAAAUUAUUUUGAUGAAAAAAGUUUCACACGUAGCGACGUAGUCAGGCUACAUCCCAACGCAGCUUGUAUCUAAAUUACAACAUCAAAUAAGUAAAUGGAAAACACCCGCAUUUACUAAAGUUAAAACCACCGUUACAAUUAGCACAAAAUAAUUCAUAUUUCACAAGGCUGGUAGCCGAUAUUUUCUAACAAAAUGAUCUUUUCCAGCUGUAUACAGAUGAUGUUCGUUGACUGCAAAGUCAUAAACGGGUUGCAGAUAGGCCUCUGUAAAAAGGCAGACUGGCUUUAGAGUUUGCGGCUCCCUCUUGCAAAGAAUGACUGACCCUUAGCUGAAAUUGAUAGGUUUGUAGCAAGUGUAAUAUAAAUUAUAUGUCGUAAUAAAUAAAAGGAAUUGCCACGUCACUUACCAAAAGAAAGCAGCAGGCCUUCGCAAUAGAUUUGAAUUUAGUGAACUCUACCUCCAUUUGUCGAUCGAUAGAACUUCCCUAAAGCAAGAUAAAACAUUUAAAAAAACUUACUUUGAUCUCGAUGGUCAAUGUCGAGCCAUUAAAGACAGCAGCCGCAGUAAUUCCUUGAUCUUGGUCAAAUGAUACCUAAAAUAAGAUAAGUUACUAUAUAAAGCAAAUUUUUGAUGCCUGAACAAAAUAAAAAGCAUUGACUUACAACCUCCUCGAAUUCAGCGGAUACUAGUGUGAUCUGGCCUUUAUUGGAAGUUAUCAGCCGGACUUUAUCCUUUUCAUGUCAACUUAGACUUCUCAGCUCUGAAUAUUCGUGAACAAUCUGCCCAACGGACUUUCCAACCGCACAGUUCCACUUAUUCAACGAUCCAUCAGCUCGAGAGACAGAACUUCAGCUCCUUUAUCGAUAAAUUCGAGACCAGUCACACCUAAAAAUGAAAACACCAAGUAGAAUAUAACUUACGUCUUUUAUGACCAAUCAUUGUUAUCUCGCAUAAGCGCGAUCGAAAACCCCUAAAUAAAUCCAUAACUCGAAACAUUUUUUUAAAAAAUUACUAACUAACACUACUGCCUAAGCAAAAUUGUAAAAUUCAGAAAAAAUGGAUACGAUUUUUGAGAUCAGCACCCUCGAAAACCCCUAAAUCCAUUAUUCAAAACAAUUUUUAAAAAAUUACUAAUUAACACUACUGCCUAAGCAAAAUUGUAAAAUUCAGAAAAAAUGGAUACGAUUUUUGAAACCCGCGCCAUCGAAAACCUCCCCCCCCCCCUGUUCCUUUUUUUAGCGGACCAUUCCGCACAGCGGACCUUUCCGUCCAGCGGACCUUUCCGCACGGCGGACCUUUCCGUACUCAAUCGGCCAAAAGAAAGAGAGAAGCGCAAAAAUCGGCGUUUUUUGAUUGCGAAUAUUGUCGGAUGCAUUCGGAGCUAGCGCUACCUUCGUGAAGGAAAGGGCGCGCUCUUCAAAACGGGGUUUUUUAGCUUAGAGAAAGGAGGUGUUUUGCGACAUUUUGGUUCCUUCCUGGAUGCAAACUGGGACGUUUUUUGCCACUGGAUCAGGCACCUGACUGUACUUUCAGGGCCGCUUCGAUGCUGAUGUUGGACACGCGAUUCUGACGAUUUUGGCACUUGGCCCGGCCUUUUGUUUGAUCGCGUUAUGCGGUUUGAUUCAUAAUGUCUUUUCCGAAAUUUUGGAAACGGCGGCUUCUGGUAUACUUCUCCUAGUUGGAUCAUCAUUAUGUGUGUUGGGUGUUACACUGGCCAACCGACAAACUGCCUACAUGCGUAAGAAUUUUUUAUUUUUCAGCGCAAAACUUUUUUGGCUAUAACAUUAAUUUUCAAUUCUUAAUUUUUUCAGUCCACUUGAACAUUACGGACUUCACAAACAAACCUUCAUACAAAAACGUCUGGAGCCCGGAUAUUUAUGCCGCUGGCUGUGUGUAUUUUAUGGGGAGUUUUGUUUGUGUCGCGUUACUAUUUACUUUGAAACCGUUUCAUAAAUAA